GGGGUGCGCGAGCUCAGAGGCUGCGAAGCGCGCGCGCGGAGGAGGACGCACAGCGAGAGAGGACAUAAUAACAACACGCCGAGGAGGAGGAAGACAUUUAAGACGACCUUGAAGUAAAUGUGCGUCGAUUUGAAGUCGCCGUUGCCUUCCAUCUGGCCGCCAUCUGGCCUCGCGUUUGCGGGAAAUGCGAGCUCAUGCGUGACACGUGAGGGAGAGACAAAAAGGAGAGGCGACGAAGUGCAGCUCGACUUUCUCACCGGACUUUGACGUGUGGACUCUACUAGAGAGGAGACAGGAGAGAGACGAAGAGCCCUGCCAUGCCCGGUUCUCCUGUGGAUGCUAAGACUCAUUCCAGAUCAGCUCCCAGCAGCAUCUCCACCAUGCCUCCCCUGCCCUCCAUCAACCCAAGCGGCCCACGUCUGGCCUCCUUCUCGACCACAGCAUUGACCAACGGGAACCAUCAUUCCCCGCCCACCCUCAACGCGGUGCCGUCACCGCCGCAGCGCUACAGCAACGGGCCCUCGUCGUCGUCAUCGUCGUCGCUGGCCAACCAACAGCUGCCGGCCACCUGCGGCGCGCGGCAGCUGAGCAAGCUCAAGCGCUUCCUGACCACACUGCAGCAGUUCGGCAACGACAUCUCCCCGGAGAUCGGCGACAGCGUUAGGAGCUUAGUACUGGCUCUUGUGAAUUCAACCGUGACCAUUGAGGAGUUUCACUCGCGCCUUCAGGAGGCCACCAACUUCCCCUUGAGGCCGUUUGUAAUUCCUUUUCUGAAGGCCAACCUCCCCCUGCUGCAGAGAGAGCUGCUCCACUGUGCACGUGCAGCCAAGCAGACCCCCGCCCAGUACCUGUCCCAGCAUGAGCACCUCCUGCUCAGCACCACCAUGGCCUCCUCGCCCGACUCCUCCGAGCUGCUGAUGGAGCCCGCCGAAGCCGCGACCAAGAGGCCCAGCCCGAGCAGGGUCAAGGAGAACGGCUUCCACGAACGUCCGCCUGUGGCGCUGGAGCCAGCCGCCAAGCGCAUUUGCACCAUCAGCCCCGCUCCGCGCCACAGCCCGGCCCACCCGCUGCCGCUCAACGUCCAGCUUCACCCGACCCCUCCGCCGCUCCAACACUACGCCCUGGAUGACAUCGCAGCGCCGCACAUCCUGAACCGCGAACACAGCCAGCGCCUGCUGGAGAUCAGAGACCUCAAAGACAGGCCGAGGCUACCCGGCACUAACGGGGGCUACCGCGAGGAGCCAGUGGACCACAGGCUGACAGACAGGGAGUGGGCUGAUGAAUGGAGGCAUCUGGACCAUGUGUUGAAUUCCAUCGUGGACAUGGUGGAAAAGACACGGAGGUCGGUAAGCGUCCUGCGACGUUGCCAGGAGUCGGACCGCGAGGAGCUCAACUACUGGAGGCGGCGCUCCAGCGAGCAAGAGGACGCGCGCAAAGGAGGCCUGACGCCCUUCUCCAAAACACACAGCCCCCACUCUGCAGAGUCGGAGUCCCAGCGCGAGUUGGCCCCGCGACCCGGCUCGGCGUACGUCACAGACGAGAUCUGGAAGAAAGCCGAGGAGGCGGUGAACGAGGUGAAGCGUCAGGCCAUGGACGAGGUGCAGAAGGCGGUGGCGGAGGCCGAGCAGAAGGCCUUCGAGAUGAUCUCCUCGGAGCGCGCCAAGAUGGAGAAGACGCUGGCCGAGGCCAAGAGGAAGGCUCAGGAGGACGCCAUCUUGGUCAUCAACGAGCAGGAGGAUUCCAGCGAGUGUUGUUGGAAUUGCGGCCGCAAAGCCAGCGAGACGUGCAGUGGCUGCAACGCGGCGCGCUACUGCGGCUCCUUCUGCCAGCACAAAGACUGGGAGAGGCAUCACCUCAUCUGCAGCCCGGGACUUCAAGCGCAGCCCAAACCCGUUUCCACCAUCCCCGCCGCCAGGGCGUCCCCCGCGGGCUUGGCCGGGAUCAAAGCCCCCGACAGCGCGCCCUCGGUGUCCAGUCCCGGCGCGGAGAAGGCGGCGUCCCGCUCGUCCACCCCUUCCACUCCGGCCUCGGCGCCCGAGACCAACGGACACUGAGGAGUUUUGCCUCCUCGCCGAACUAUUUGUGGGUCACGUCAGGACAACACGCCCUCGGCGCAGAAAGAGGACCAGCAGCUGACGACCCGUCUCAGAUUACAGAGAUUAAAAAUAUGUACAGCAGCAGCUUUUCCUUUCUUUUGUGUAUAAAUGUAGAUGAUGAUGAUGACAUUGUGUGUAAUAAAAGCAGCCGUGAAGCGGCUUCCUGUUCCGCAGAUUCCGAACCUCGUCGUUUCGCCAAAUUGUGUGCGAUUGUGUCAAACAACGUCUGGAAAUGUUGUGUUUUCGCAAGGCAAUACGAACACAAAGCGUUCAGGUAUCACGUCACCAAAGUUACACCUAUUCCCACAAAAAAAACUAACUUUUCCACAACAUUUUUGUGUUUUGUUUUAUUUACAGCAGGAAGGGGAUUCAAACGGCCCCGUUCGUCGCGGUCUACCUGACACAUGAAACGUGACGAAGCGAGGGCGGAACUACCCACUUUAGCCGCCUGAUGGCGAUAGUGUUAAAUAUCUUAAAAAAGGGUGUUUUCUGGCAAUUCCAGCUUUGACCACAGCGUUGCUUUCCGUUAUUUUCAGCAGAACGCAUUGCAAAAUGCCCCCCCCUCUCCACCUAGGACAGGGGUUAUAUGAAUCCCUUCCCUACUGUAUGAAGAUCAAACUGCACGACCCUUUUUGGAGAAACAAUCAGUUAUGGAAUACAUCACAAAAAAUAAACAAUUCUACUUUAUGUCAACUUUUUUGUUUAAUCAAUAAAGAUUAAUAAAAGAAAACAAAGCACCAUUAUUUUUUUUUGGUAGAGUGCCAGAAAAUGCCUGGGUGGGAUACAUUAAGGUGGUCCCUAACUAUAUGCAUUUCUGCUUUUGGGAUCCUUCAACCAAACUCUCCUGCUAUGGUGGAACAAACAUGUUUUUAUUUCAUUUUGGUUUCAGUUUAAGCACUUGGUCACGUGGUAGCGAAUGGACAUCAUCAUAAAGUGGAGAAACCUCAGGAGAUUUUGUUUUUUCCUUACAGCUUAAAUGAUCUUUUAUUAAAAAAAGCUACACACACA
Nerophis lumbriciformis (worm pipefish) is the source of this 3104-nucleotide messenger RNA. RefSeq names its product CBFA2/RUNX1 partner transcriptional co-repressor 2 (gene cbfa2t2). Gene Ontology annotation, biological process: negative regulation of DNA-templated transcription; DNA-templated transcription. Gene Ontology annotation, molecular function: transcription corepressor activity. The record is from RefSeq and is a predicted model, not a curated record. NCBI's taxonomy places the organism in Eukaryota, Metazoa, Chordata, Actinopteri, Syngnathiformes, Syngnathidae. Gene Ontology annotation, cellular component: nucleus.